This is a messenger RNA of Aphanomyces invadans, 2316 nucleotides long. RefSeq lists its product as hypothetical. Bases 12 to 749 code for a protein of 245 amino acids. The record is from RefSeq and is a predicted model, not a curated record. Lineage: Eukaryota; Oomycota; Saprolegniomycetes; Saprolegniales; Verrucalvaceae. The transcript has a single exon.
UUCGCAGUGCCAUGGACCAAAAUGGCGGCAGCGACCGACUGGGAGCGGUCGCGGAAUACUUUGCCGCGAUCACUCGAAGCGAGGUGAGCUCAGUCAAGCACCGCUCGGAAGGAUACCUCAUCGUUGAGUCUGGUCUCACAGUUGUCACGAAACAGCAAGGCAAAUCGCUCUUCAACACUGGGUUCUACCGGCAGAACCGACUCCACUUGUAUCCUGAAGAAGCCACCUGCCUGGCGCAUCGCGGGGUCCUGGACAUCCGCUUGGCCAGCACGGAGGUGUCAUCUGCCCCUGGGUCCGCUUAUCUCUCCUUGCGUGAUCUGAACGACCGACUCAACGUCCACGUGCCACGGGAAUGUCGUGAAGUGUACUGUUUCCUGAAGGACCGAAAGUUUAUACCUCGACGCGUCCAACGAAGUGGCACCAGCACACAUCGACCUGUCCUUUCCACGGCCACGAAUGUCUCUAUCGCGUACGCCGUUCAUGCACCGGGAAAGAAGUCCGACCCGCCGCUCUUCAACGCUGUCGUGUUUCGCAUGUCGGACCCCCUGCCUCCUCUCGACGCGCUCCUUCAGCUCACACAGACGCGUCAAGACUGCGAAUUGCUCACAGCCAACACGUCAUCAUCAUGUGAUCAUGGCGGAAGUCCGUCGCCCAUCCCUAUCAAGUUGUUUGCAUGCGACGGCGAAGGCGGCGUCAUCGCGCUGGAGACGCUCGUGCCACAACUUCCAUCGCUCCCGGACCUAUCAUGAUAGUUUGAUAUUUCUCGAAUCGACCAAAGUGGAUACGUCGGGGCAAAUAUCAAUAAAUUAGCACUUUGAACAAAACUCGCACAUGACGACGACGCGACCAUCUACCCUUCCUUGCUGAAGUAGUUCGUGAGGAAUGUCUGGGGGUCUAGGAUGAAUUCGUCUGCGUACGUCGUCGAGGCGAGGGGCUCGUCCACGUGGUCGAACAGGAUCGAGUACGGGUCCGUCUCGGGUUCGAGCAGGUUGAACGACGUUGUGGUGUCGUUGGUAUCGCAGAACAAGAAUGCGCUGGGUUGCUUCUUCAGCAUGUGGUGGGAAGGCGACGAGAGCGGGGAGCAUUUGUCGUCCAUCUUGUUCGCGACAUCGCGGUCGUUCUCGGACGAGGACGAGAACCAGUCGUCGUCGGUCAGUUGAAGCAUGUCUUCGUCGUUGACAGGGGUCAUCCGCGACAGACUUUCGUCGAUGAUGUCAAAUUCGUCCAUGUGCUUGUCUUCGACGGAUGUUGGGUAGUCCAGAAUCAUCGUGGGCACGUCAAAGGCCGCCAUAGCGGGCCGUCGGGUGCCUGAAGACGUUGCAGGAACGAUCGCAGCAUGCCGCGACGCGGACGUUCGACCAUUUGACUUGUCGAACUCAAUUGCUGUACUCGCUGCCACAGUUGGUCGCAACAUGUUGUUGUCCAACUGGGACGUGUCGACCGAAGAAGCAAACCCGAGGGGUGGCAAUGUGCCUUCCUUUCGCUUCGAAAAGCGCGAUGCAGCAGAGGUCGCUGUGUAAUGGUUUUCAUCGAAGCUGAACUUUCGCUUCUUCACGCUGCUCACGUUCUUUUGCCGCGUGGUGGUGCAGUUGUCGGAAGCAUUUUCGAUGGACGGUGAUGCAUAUGCCGACGCCGUGGCAGUGCUGUGCAUGAAGUGGUUGUCGGCGCCUGAGUUGUUGACAUGGCUCGAAGCGUUCGUUCGGUCUUUGCCCUUGGCUUCUUCCUUUGCCAGCUUCUGGUAGUACUUUUGAGCAUGUGUUCGAAUUUGGACGACACUUCGGGUUUUGAUAAGCGUCGCGAUCUUCUUCCACGCUCGGUAUGGAAAGCACUCGAGCCCCUUGAGGAAGAGUUUGUGUUCGGCAUCCGUCCAUCUGCCAGUGUUUGCUUUGCAGUCGUGUGGCAUGUCCGAGUCGUCGCUGUCGUCGUCGUUCCCAGCAUCUUCGUCAUCAGGGCAAGACGAUUCGUCGUGGAACGACGACGCACGGAACGCGGCGGCUUCAGCGAGCUCUUUUCGCGCGGGCAGCGUCAUGGACGACAUGCCAGGCGAUGUGGGCGACCCCAUGGCUUCGCGUUCCUUGAACUUCGCGAACGCCAAGAGCGACGGUGUCGAUGGUGCCGUGAUUUUCAGCGACGGGGUCGCUGGACCAUGUGUGGUUGACGCCGAGUCGGCACCGACGUUGGCCUUGUCCAUGUUGUGUGAAGAGGGCUGCAUCAUGUGCGACGACGGGAGUGAUGUCGCCUGCGCUCGACGUGGCGGGAUGGAAUAUGACGUCGUGCCGGGAAGGAGAACGAUGUGGUCGGCACUUGGUCGUUUCC